GCCAUCUUGACGGAACGACGGGGAGAAGGAGGGCGAGUAACGGGAACAGAGCGGGCGUGGAAAUUCAAUGAAACGGAGGAAAAAACGCGACCGAACUCAUAAACACGAAGUCAUACAGAUUAGAGUUAGUUUCUUCCUGGACGACUGGAUGAUGAAGAUGAUCUCCAUCCUCCUGGAUCACAUCUUCAGCUCCUUUUAGUCCCUUUUUUCAGUCUGUCUCUCACAAACCCGUUGUUACCUUUGGCAAAGCAGCGAUAUUUGCAUCUUUGCAGACGUCAUGGCGAAUAUGUGCCCUUACGGCCGGUUCACCCACGCUGUGGUGCGGGGCGUCCCAGAGACUUUUGGGAAAGCGGUGGGAGACGAGAACAGGGAGGUCACGGUGGACCUGGCCAAAGCUCAGCGUCAGUUCGGCUGCCUGACGGGAGCCCUGAGGCAGAAGGUCGGCCUGCAGCUCAUUGAAAUCCCCCCGGACCCCGAGCUGCCGGAGAGCUGGAGGAUCGAGGAUGUGGCAGUCAUCCAGGGAGACACGGCGCUCAUCACCAGGCCCUUCAAACAGCAGCGGCGCAGUGAGGCGGAGGCGGUGAGGAGGGUGAUGUCCGAGCUCAACCUGACCGUGGUCGAGAUGGGGGGAGAACAGGGAGACUCCGGGGGGGCCACGCUGGAAGGCAGCGAUGUCCUCUUCACUGGGAGGGAGUUCUUUGUUGGCGUUUCCUCCCACACCAACCGAAGAGGAGCCGAAGUGCUGGCAGACACGUUCAGGGACUUCGCCGUGUCCACCGUCCCCGUGUGCGGCGGAGCCCGGCUGAAGGACGUCUGCUCCAUGGGGGGUCCGGGAACGAUCAUCGCCAGCAACACUGAUGGGGCCAAGAAGACGCUGCGGAUGAUGGAGCAGCUGACGGAUCACCACUACGAAGUUCUCACCGUGCCCGAGGAAUCUGCAGCCAACUGCAUCUACGUUAAAGGCCCGUCCAAGAGGGACUUCCUGCUGCACAGACCCGCUGAGGAAUGUCCUGAGAGCGUCUCUGCGUUCCAGAAGCUGCAGGACUACACCCUCCUGCCCACAGCCGCCAGCGAAGCCUCCAAACUGGGAGCGUCUCUGUCCUCCCUCUGCCUCCUCAUCAACAGGAAGCACACACACUUCUGAAAACACAUCGACUUAUCCACAAGAUAAAACUGUGGGGUCAGAGUCGGUUUGAUUCGCGGCGCAGCUGCUCCUCCUGAUGACAUCACAGCUUUCAUGAAGCUCAGCUGCAGCGCCACUUUCUUUUAGGACCACUAAGUUAAUUUUGUCCAUUUUAGCUCUUAACUGUGCCUGUUGACACAAACGUCUUUUUGUACCCGUCAGCAGUGAGAGAUCCUUUUAUUGUUGCCAACUCUGACAAAAGUUUAAAAACUACAGUGCGUUUCUGUCAAUGGUUUGAGCUACUGGUAAUUCUGUUGAAGGAAAACCUGCGUCUGACCCAUGAACCCCU
Messenger RNA from Nematolebias whitei (Rio pearlfish), 1472 nucleotides. It is a transcript of the gene ddah2, whose product is annotated as dimethylarginine dimethylaminohydrolase 2. The record is from RefSeq and is a predicted model, not a curated record. Lineage: Eukaryota; Metazoa; Chordata; Actinopteri; Cyprinodontiformes; Rivulidae. The transcript is spliced from 6 exons. Gene Ontology annotation, molecular function: dimethylargininase activity; amino acid binding. The coding region runs from base 278 to 1144 and encodes 288 amino acids. Gene Ontology annotation, biological process: arginine metabolic process; positive regulation of nitric oxide biosynthetic process.